Messenger RNA from Conger conger (European conger), 9858 nucleotides. Its product is annotated as helicase with zinc finger domain 2-like. The transcript is spliced from 20 exons. Lineage: Eukaryota; Metazoa; Chordata; Actinopteri; Anguilliformes; Congridae. The coding region runs from base 109 to 8460 and encodes 2783 amino acids. The record is from RefSeq and is a predicted model, not a curated record. Gene Ontology annotation, molecular function: RNA binding; RNA nuclease activity; ATP hydrolysis activity.
CGCCUUUUUUCGCCUUCAUUGCGGGAAACAGUAAUUAAGUCGUCAAGUGUGUAUGCUGUGCAUCUGAUGUUAUGAUUCACUGUGACAUGGUGUUGUGGACAGACAUCCAUGGAUCCCAAGAUAUCCAUUCUGAGUGAUAUUUCACAGAAAUGUGAAUUGAAGGUUGUCUGCACUCUCUGUGUCAAAAAAGAGAAUGAAGUGACUUAUUCCCUGAAAACCGUCAGUCACAAAUGCAAUGGAGAUCUGCUGCUGGGCAGAGGAAAGGAAAAGGGAAAAAAGUGGAGGCCCAUAUCCCGUCGGCCUAAAUAUCCAAACCCAAGCAAGUAUGAUGUGUGUAGGUAUUUUGUGGAAGGUUCCGGGUGCUCAAAGCACAGAAACCGGUGUACAUUUGCCAGAAGCAUCGAAGAGGCUACCGUGUGGACCUUUCUAAAAAAACAUCACAUGGACUGCAGCGCUUUGAAAAGCCUUGUGGCAGACACCAGCAAGGCAGCCACCAGAAAGUCUGAGACCACACAAAAAAUCCUGUCUGAGUUCGGAGGGGAGUUCUGCGAACUCUGUGAAGCUUGUUUCCACGGCAGCCCACAGAUGAUCUCCGCCAAGAGGUGGAACAACACCUGCGUCUCGGAGGCAGCUCACGCCUGGAAGCCGGUGCUGGUCCAUUACCUGGCGGAUGGACAGAGGAAGAAGGUGUAUAAUGAAAUCCGGCAGCCGCCUCCCAAUGUGAUGGACAACCUGCAGUGCUGCAGCCACGUGGUCCAGGGCUCCCCCUGCUGGCACGGGCAUGCCGGCUGCAGGCUCGCCCACAGCGAGGUGGAGAUGUUCGUGUGGAAGGAAGAGGCUGCUGGCAGGUGGGACCGCAAGGAGCUGCUGCUACUGUCCCAGAGGAGGCAAUUCCCAGUCAUGCCGGGUCACGUCCCAGAAGCUUCCCCCAGCAACCAGGUGGAGAUCUACUGCAAAGCCUGCCUGCUGACCAGCACCUCAAAGAAGAGCUUCAUCAAGCACUGCGCUUCCCUGGAACACGCUCGGAUGAUCUCUGAGGACAACACCGUGGAUUGGAAGCACCGUCCUCCGCCAAUCAGUCGCAAGCAAGAGUUUCUGCUGUGUGACAGACCCGAGACUUGUGAGUAUGGUGACAGAUGCGUUGGGGCCCACUCUGUGGAGGAACUACAGGAGUGGCAUAUGCGAAGCACAGAGGCUCAGCAGAUCCAGCACACUGUGCAAGCACAGGGCCUGGGGUCUUACCGGAACCUUCUGCUGCAAGAGUACAGAAGCAGUAGUAAUGUAGUCCACAUUAUGUCAGAGCAAGUUGAUGAUGUCGCUAUCACCCAUGAUGAAGAUUUGAGUGUGGAGUGUGAAGCCACCGACCGUGAGCUGAAAUGGAUUUUUCAGAUAAAAACAGAGAGAUUACUUGCCCACGUGGCCUUGCUGAAACAGGAUCCUGGAGCUACAUUCACUCUUGGUAAAAUUAGCCCUGAAGGUCCCUGUACAUACUCCACAGGAAAUAAGUUCUGCACUUCUGAUAUGUCCUAUGACAUUCCUGUGUCUUUCCAACCCUUACACCCAGGCCUUUAUGAACAGUGGGUUGUGUUUGACUUUGACAUGAGGCCAGUGCUGCUGCAGAAGGUUGAGGUGAGGGUGGGUAAACAGAGCUCAAUUUGUCCUUUGUGGAUAAAGGAGGCCAUCAGUCCUCCAAUUCAGAGUUUGGAGCGCUGGCACCAGGGAAACAGAGUCAUUAUUCCCUGUCUGAACAAGACAGAACAAGAAGAAAAGCUUCUGAAGGAGUACAAGCCUCCUCAGAUAAAUUUGCAGUUUAAUCCUAGAUCAGAAGGCAACAUUCCCAUCACCAUCCUGAACUACAGAGAGAGAAUGCACCACUUCCUGUACGGAGAGGAGCUGGCUCAAGAAAACAUAGUGUCAAGACUCAGUGUCAAAGUGAACGUCUCCGUGUCUGACCAAGUGUAUGAGCCUCAGUUUGGCAUGAAGAUUGCUCCACGAGGAGAACUUUUUGCCUCAGUUCCAGUAUCUUUUGUGCUCACCCCUGACACACCAGAGGGGUUUAUCCUUAAGAGAGCUGUCCGGUCAGCUCUUGUGGCAGUUUCUUUAUCUGUUGAAAAUCAGCGUCAAAAAAUCUAUGAGGCAGACAUUAUUCCAGAUGCUAGCAGUGAGAAGAGAAUGUACCUGAAGCUCUCCAAGAGAUGCUGCACUGAACUGGGUCUCCUGAACAACAGUACCGGUGAGAUGGAAGUUCAGUUUCAGCUGAACCGCCUCCAGUUCUGCAUGAUGCACAAAGCCAUAGACCAUCUACCAGAUGUAGGGUGGGUUUUGCCAGACCUGAAGAAAAGCUGUGUUCCGAUGCAUGUGGGAGAAUACCCCAGGCUCAAUGCAAAGCAGCAAGCAGCUAUAGCUUUCAUCCUUGGGGAUCCAGAUCUCACGAAGACUGUGGCACCACUCUUAAUUUAUGGACCUUUUGGAACAGGGAAGACCUUCACCCUGGCCACAGCAGCAAAAGAGCUGGUACGGCAACCAGGAACCAAAGUUCUGAUCUGUACCUUUACUAACAGCUCUGCAGAUUUGUAUGUCAAGGAUCACUUCCAUCAGUAUGUCAAUUCUGGACAUGCUGAAGCCAGACCUCUCAGGAUAAAAGCCAACAAAAAGGGAGUGCCUUUGAGUGCAACUGAUGACAUCACACUGAAAUAUUGUCAUCACAACGGCCAAGCUUUCACAUGCCCCGGAAGGUCCACCCUAGACUCUCACAGAGUGGUCAUAACAACAGUGGUCAUGGCAGGGGACCUCUACAACCUAAAUCUGCCAGCUGGUUACUUCACCCACAUUCUGAUUGAUGAGGCCUCACAGAUGCUGGAGUGUGAAGCUCUGAUGCCCCUCGGUCUGUCAGGAGAAGGAACGCGGAUUGUUUUAGCUGGAGAUCACAUGCAGAUGGGUCCAAAGCUCUUCUCAGUGGACGAGGACCAGCGCUCCAACCACACCCUGCUCAGUCGCCUCUUCCAUCACUACCAUGAAGAGAAGAAUUCUGUGGCCAUGAAAAGCAGAAUCGUCUUCAAUGAAAACUACCGCUCCACUGAGGAAAUAGUUGAUUUUGUGUCCUCUCACUUUUAUGGCAAGAGCGGAGCCAUCAAAGCAUGUGGAAAUGUGCACACUCACCCACAGUUCCAUUCUCUAAGGUUCCACCACAUUCAUGGAAAGUGCAAUUUGGACACGACUACAAUGUCCUGGUUCAAUCUUGAGGAGGUUGAUUGUGUUGUAGACACAGUGCAAAAAUUAUUUGAAGGAUGGCCAUCGCAGUGGGGGAAUCGGGAACAGAGGAUGAUCUGUGUUCUCUCUGAAGGAACUCAGGUUGUUCUAAUCAGAAAAGAACUGAGAAAAAGAAAUCUUGGCAGAGUAACCGUGGAAAAUGCAAAUAAUGUGCAAGGCAAGCAGUUCCGGGGAAUAGUGAUGUCAACGGUUCAUACUCGAGAAAGUCUACAGUCCUCUCACACCAGUUGCCUGGAGUUCUUCAGCGAUCCACGUGUGGUGAACACAGUCAUGACCAGAGCACAGUCCCAGGUCAUUGUCGUUGGAGAUGCUGCAGCUCUCUGCUCAUUUGGAAAGUGUUCAAGGAUCUGGAAGAGCUACAUAGUGCAGUGUAUCAGGAAGAACAGUGCUGAGCCGCAACACCUCACAGAGGACUACAUAGAGCAUGAAAUGGAGGAAAUAUCAAGGUUUACUAGGGCUGAGAGCAAUACUGUCUGUGAUAUUGAAUUGGUCACAACAGGCGCAAAUGGCUAUGUUGAUGAGAAACUCCAACAGUUGAUUGAAGAUUACAGUUCUAUCAGUGAAGCAAACGAGGCCGACCAAUCAGAUGGUGAGGACAGACCAAGCUUCAGUGAAGAAAAGAGAGCAUGUUACUCUAAUGUGGAUAAAGACUCUCUGCUGGAAUUGGCGAAAAUGCACCCAGAAGUGUACAAACAUGGUGAACUGGUGAUGGAAGCAUCCAACGCUGCCUAUGUCAUGCCAUUUAAUAACCCCACUGCACAUAUCAGAAUCAAAGGAAGAAGGAACUUGGGCAUGUCCUUCUCUGGUGAUGAGGUUAUAGUGGGAAAAUCAAUGGAGGUCAAUGGUCUGGACACCUGGAAGGUUUUAGGUGUCACCAAGAAUGCUGAAUCUUCUCGUUCAUUCGUGUGCACAUUUGAGGGAGAUGAUAACCGAACACAGAAAUAUGUCAGUAAAUAUGUCUCCAAGGUCAUGGUGCCCCUUGACAAGAGUGUCACCAAAAUUCGAAUUUUGGUUGACAAGAAACACCGCAAUGUGAUCCCAAUAUUUAAAUAUGAUAAUGGAAACUGGAAGAUCGAACAAUACAAGCGCUUAAAUGAAGAGUCAAAGUGGAAGCAUGUCUAUGUUGUGCAUGUGGUGUGCUGGAAAGAACACUGUCAGCUUCCAUUAGGGAACGUCACAGAGGUACUACCUCUGGGAACAUCUUUGGAUGAGGGGCUGAAGAUUCUGGAUCAAGAAUUCAACCUCAGUCAGUCUUCCCCUGAUUAUCUUCUGAGUGAGGCCUGCGCUUUUACCCCAUUGGAUGAGGGGAGCAGGGUGGAUUUGCGAAAUGUGACCACUUUUACGGUAGACCCUGAGGAUGCCAAAGACCUUGAUGAUGCAAUUAGCGUGGAGAAGUUUGGGGACCAUUACAAAAUAGGGGUGCACAUUGCAGACGUGGCAAGUUUUGUAGUUAAGGACAGCCCAUUAGACAAACAUGCAAGAAAGCUUGGAGCUACUUAUUAUCACCCCAAAACUGCAAAGAAAGAGCCAAAGCACAUGUUCCCAAAACUACAUGUUAAACAAUGGAGUCUUCUCGAAAGGCAUGACCGCAGAGCAGUUUCAUUGCUUGUGACUGUGGACAAGGCACACACGAUAAUUGACAGUAGGUUUGUGCUAUCAAAGAUAAAAUCAGAUGGACAGCUGCUAUACAAUGAAGCCGAAGACAUAAUCUCAGAAUACAGUGGAAAUGGGCUCCAUUUUGACACAUUGAACGGUUGCGUCGCUGUGGCUUAUGAGUUUUCUAGGGUCCACAGGAAAGCAAGGCUUCAGGGUGAUUGGUUGUACAAACAGCCUGAUGAUGGUAUAUCCAUUGGAAGAAGAAAAUCCCAUCAGAUGAUUGAAGAACUGAUGAUAAUGUUCAACAACUCAGCCGCUGAGUUUUUGAUCAGUAGAACAGAAACUGAUAAUUGCACUCCACUGAGGUGCCAGAUACACCCUGAUCCCAUGUGUGUGGAAACUCUGAAGGAAAAAUACGAAGACGUUGUUUCACUGUCUAUGCACUUGACAUACCAUAUUGGCAGUGUUGAGCAGCUUUCUGGUGCCAGUAGUUUCCGGGUGUUAGCUUCACUUUGGAGGGAGCUCCAAUCCGCUGCUAAGAGAGGGGAUGUUGCCAAAGUGGAGGACCUGAUCAUGACUGAUGACAUCCACCCUCAGCUUCUGCCUGCCACUUCAGAGUUCAGAGGUUUGCUUGACAAGGCCUACAUCAUUCGUGCCAACUCGGCACCAGAGGCAAAGGUCGGUCACUACUCUUUGCAGCUGGAUUCUUACACAAAAGCAUCCUCACCCAUCCGCAGCUACCUUGACUUGAUCCUUCAGAGACUUCUCCAUGCAACAAUCAGUUAUACUCAGGUCCCAUACUCUUCACAAGAAAUUGAUAUAUUGUGCAAUAAUGUUGCCCAAACCAGCAAGAAGGCAAAUGCAUACCAAAAGAAGGCUGAAACCUUCUCUCAUGCUGUGAACCUGAAAAAACAAAACUCUCAAAAAUUGGCAUUUGUCACUGUAGUGGACCCGGAAGGAGACCAUUUCAGGUUGUCAUUUCCCUUUGACAAAGGUACCUUGCCCGAUUAUAUGCCUGUUUUGUACAGAGAUUUGCAACUCGCGGAUCAGCCACGGUAUGACAAAGACAACAGGCACAUGAAACUGACAUGGAGAAGAAGAGUGUACUCCAUCAACACCACCAAGACCUACGUCGAGCUCAAAAGACUACACCAGAACAAUCCAUGUACUGAUGUCCCACACAAGGCUUGGCAAGGCAUUGUGGAAGCACUAAAGAUGGACAAUUGGAAAACGGCAAUGUCAAUCAUAUUGAGCACUAACACAAAUGCUGCUGCCCCUGAAAAUGAUGACAACACAGUUGAAACAGAGCAUUACAUUGACCUCACUCUCAAGCUCAAACCCGGAGAUACCCUUCUGAUUCAGAUGACAACCGAAGUGCAGCAGGGGCUUCUGAUGCCUGCCAUUCAGCUGCUGAACAUCAACAAAAAGUUUGAAGUGUGUCUGAAUCAUGCACAUAGUCCUGUCGACUGUUUUACCAAAUAUGCGCAGCGUAAAACAAUGCCAUCCUAUGCCAGUGCUGAGCAGUAUGCAAUGAUCUGGAGACCACUUUGCGAAAUGGAGUCUGCUUCCACUGCUGUGGAUGACAGCGGAAGCAUAAUCAUUGAGGACUUGGAGCUGACAUGGACAGGACAACGGGAGGGCAGUUUUUUUCUUCCCAUCAGCUUUAUUAAAGAUUGGGCCAUUGAAUGCAACCUUUCCGAGUGCUACUUGUGCAUCAGAAAAAGGGACUUGAAAAGAGCUGUGGAUAUUGAUCAAUUUGAAGAGGUGGAUCCCAGCAAUUUUACUUGGGUAGCCCAUGGAGUCACUACUCGUGCGAGAGAAACAAAGGCACGUGCAGUUAAGUCCAAAGAAGUGAAUUUCUACAUCAACCAUUUGCCUAUGGACACAAUUCCAGGUUGUGUGUUCCAUAAAAAUGCAAAGUUCACAGUUGAGAUCAUCCCAAAACUUCUUCCUGAUUUGCGGAAAGAAAAUGCUGUUAACAACCUCAGCCAGACAAAUGAACUUGUUCAGAACAUUGCGCUGGGACAUCGCAUUCCCAAAGGAGCUUCUGAAUCACCGGUGUCAAGGUGGAAAAUCAUGAAAAAAGAUCCACCAGAAGGGCUUCCAUCCCUGAAUGAAAGCCAGUAUGCUGCAAUUGAACUGGCCCUGAAAAACAACUUUACUGUCAUCCAGGGACCACCUGGCACCGGAAAAACUGUGGUGGGGGCUUACAUCGUUUACUGGUUCCUUGUGAUGAAUUCUGAGAACCCCACGCAGUAUCAGGACAAUGACAAGAAACAGGUUAUUCUCUACUGUGGCCCGUCCAAUAAAUCGGUAGAUGUUGUUGCAGAAUACCUAAUGAAUUUUGGGGACACGGUGAAGCUGCUCAGGGUGUACAGCCGUCAAAUGGAGAUACUGGAGUAUCCCUACCCAGGAAGCAUCCUUCAGCUUUCUCGCAAGUCAAUGCGGCAAGAGAAGUCAAAGCCACAGCUCAGGUCUAUAACUAUGCACCACCGUAUACGGGAACAAGACAAUCCACACUGGAAUGUGAUCAGAGACUUUGAUGAAAGAAUCAGACUGGCCAAUGAAUCAAAUGUUAAGAUGUCAGAUGCAGAAAUUGAAGAAUACAAAAAGGUUCUGAAUCAGGCACGGCUGCAUGAGCUCCAGAAACACGAUGUGGUGCUGUGCACCUGCACGGCUGCUUCCACCCCUAACCUCACCAAGACCGUCUGCGCGCGGCAGAUUCUCAUUGAUGAAUGCGCCAUGGCAACUGAGCCCCAGGCUCUUAUCCCAUUGGUCAGCUAUAAACCAGAAAAGAUUGUGUUGCUUGGUGAUCACAAACAGCUCCGUCCUAUCAUCAAGAACAUCUUUGUUCGAAAUUUGGGCAUGUCAAAGUCUCUGUUUGAGCGCUACAUGGGCAAUGCCGUGAUGUUGGACACCCAGUACAGAAUGCAUGAAGAUAUCUGUGAAUUUCCAUCCAAGGAGUCGUACGAAGGAAAGUUGCUAACUGGCGUGCGCCGGAACAACAGUGUCCUUCUCAUCUCCCCCAAUAAAAGCACCCAUACUGUUUUCGGGCAUGUGAUAGGACAAGAGAUCAGCCUGGUGGUGACAACCGAGAAGGGAAAUGAAAAUUCCAAAGCAAACAGAGAGGAGAGUGCAAUCGCUGUUGCCAUUGCUGUGUCACUUGUGAACGAUGGCAUAAUCCCUCCGGAACACAUUGCAAUUCUUUCACCCUACAAUGCUCAGGUGUCUGAAAUCAGUGCAUGUCUAAGAGAAAAAAAGAUGCAGGGAAUCACAGUCAGCACCAUCACAAAAAGUCAAGGGAGUGAAUGGCGCUAUGUAAUCCUGUCCACCGUGCGCUCCUGUCCCAGCGCUGAGAUCGAGAAGGAUCCUAGCAGGGGCUGGCUCUCCAAAAAUGUGGGAUUUAUUGCCGAUCCCAACCAAAUUAAUGUAGGCAUCACCAGGGCUCAGGAGGGCCUGUGCAUUAUUGGAAACCAAGAACUGCUGAGGUGCAGUAGAGCAUGGCAAAGCCUGAUCCAACAUUACUCAUCAAAGAACUGUGUCACCAUGGCGGAGGACAUCAGAGUGCGUAACCUGACUGCAACCCGGAUGUGAAAGAAACAAACCACGGCCUUCUGUUCCCGCAAGGUCAUAUCGGGAAUGUAGUUGAAAAUCAGUUCAGAGACUGGUUUUCUGGUUUGUUUAGUCAAAUUCAGGGAGUUCAUUUCUUAUGUGUCUGUUCUUUUUUAUGGAUCACCAGCAUGCAUGUAUUGUCCUAAAACCUACAGAUGAGCUUGAUAUUUUCAGCCAUCUUUCAUAGGAAUCACAACCUUAAAACUUAAGACUUUGUAUUUGCUUCCUUCUCUUUGACAGACUAAUCACGUAGUCAUCCAUGUCAUUAAACGCAAAAUGAUUUACAUUUUGUAACUGUGAUAUAUUUUCAAAAUAGUCUUCAGUCCGGCAGUCAGUCUGGUCUUUCAAAAUGUGUUGAGGGGCCACGUGUAACAAAAGACAUGUGGUCUGCUUCAUGUAUACAGAUAUAGAGUAAAUGCACUUGAUUUUUAUAAUUGUAUUUUUAUGUUUUAACGGGGCGAGGCACUAAAGAAGAUAGAUGAUACAUUUUGUGGAAAUUGAAUCUGCAGCGGCAAACAUUCAGUCAAUCAAAGAAUGCAGAUAUUAGCAGGGUUUAUAAAGAGAUGUUAAAAUAAACAUCAGCAUAUGGGCAUUAAAAUCCUAAAACAUCACUGAACUGCAGUACAGAUUCAGAUUUAGACACUGUGUUGUUAAAUUGAGUGUCAUCACGUCUCAUAUCGACAAUACAUCCAAAAUUAUGGGCCUUAAAAUGAUUGAAUUGCAUUACACAUUUAUGUUCAUUUUAUUGUAUUUCUUUUUUUUACUUUUUACCGUGUUUCAUGUUAAUUAAAUGUUUAGGUUUGAGAAUAAUAUCAUAAUUUGUUUUCAUGCUACUGAAGAAGGAAUAGAACACAGGCCAUACAUGUUCUUGUCUAAAUGUCUACCUUUCCAAUGUUGUGAAAUUGCUUCACACCUUACUGCUUUUAAGUUGUUUCAGUUGGUCCUCUAAGGUCAGGCUUGUUUUGUCUUUUUUUACAAAUGUCAUUCUAUCUAUCUAACUAUCUUGUGAAUUGUUUUAAUUAUAUAUUGUUGUCUGGCAACUAUAAAGUCAGUUCUGAAUAUUCUGAAAGAUGAUAUUUACCUUAUUUUACACUUGUGGUUUUAACUUUCUAAUUCGGUCACUUAUGAUGAUGUGCAAUGGUAAAAAUGCUUUGAUAUUAAAUUUGUAUGUUUAAAUGAUAUUUUUGCAAUGAGAUUUGUAAUGCACAUGCAUGAGCAGUGUUUUAGUUUGUCUCAUUCUGUGAGUUUUAGACAACCAAGGUGUGGUCCAAGCCCUGUGGAAAUUAUUUUAUAUCUACAGACUCUUAAUACAUGAGAAUUUUCAAAUUAUUUUAUAUUUGAUUGUACUUUAAACUAUAAAGCAUAUUGUUUGUAAUAGAA